ACCGACGCUAUCCCGCCGAUCGGUUCUAUAAAAGCGGCCUUUGGACUACGAGAGUACGAGAGAGUACCGAUAUCGCGAGACGCACGCACAUCAUGAUUAGCAAAUUGCUGUUUUUGGGUCUGGUAUGCAGCCAUGCCUUCGCCGAAGAGGUCGAAACGUCGAAUCAAAAGAAAAGAGAUAUCCUAAACGACGGAUGGAUCGGCCUUUCCAGCCCUUCUACUAUCUACGGGCAUGGGCAACCUUGGUCCAGCGAUACAAACCCAUGGAGAGGUCUUAAAAUCUCCUCGGACUCGUCACACCUCGACACAUCCGGAUGGCAAUAUGGCUCGUCCUCGCGGCCAAUCGCUCACUGGCCCUCGAAGACGGAGACGCAUCACGUGAAGACGGUCCCCGUCAUCGUCACCAAACACGUCGUCGUGGAGAAGCCGGUGGCCGUCCGGGUGCCCGAGCCCGUACUCGUCGAGCGGCCCAUUCACGUGCCCGUCGAGAAAGUCAUCCCCGUGCCCAUCGAGAAGAUCAUCCACAAGCCAGUGCCCAUCGCUGUACCCUACCCGCACGCAGUUCCGGUGACGAUCGAGCACACGGUACCUAUUCCCAUUAAGCACCCGGUCGCGGUGCCAAUCCAUCAUCCAUUCCCGGUGCCGAUAAAGCACCCGGUCCCGUUCCCAGUGGCUGUCCCGGUGCCGCUCCACCUGGGCCACGGCCACGGACACGCUCAACACGACUACGGACUCUCUUUCGGCUUGGGCUACGGCUCGGGGCCUUAUCAACAUGGGGCCUUGGGUGGAUCCCACGGCUAUCCUCACGGCUACGGGGGCUCCUCGCACGGCUACUCAUCCCAUGGCUAUCCCGGCUACUACGGGCCGGAGCACGGCUACGGGCCUCACUACGGGCCUCACUACGGGGCCAACUACGCAGCUAACUACGGCUCCAAUUACGGGUCCAAUUACGGGUCUAAUUACGGGUCCAAUUACGGGGCCAACUACGGAGGUCCGGAGCACUAUCACACGAGCCGCAGUGCCGACUACAAGGGCAAGCGGAAUAAGAGCGGCAGAACGGCUCGAGGAGAAGAGGAGAGGAAAUGA
Molecule: messenger RNA, 1085 nt
Organism: Ceratosolen solmsi marchali
Lineage: Eukaryota; Metazoa; Arthropoda; Insecta; Hymenoptera; Agaonidae
Exons: 5
Coding region: 93-1085 (330 amino acids)
Source: RefSeq, a predicted model, not a curated record